CCUGGGAGCGUGCAGCACCGCAAUCCGGUGCCCGCUGUGUCCCGAUCAUCGUGCAGCACCGCAAUCCGGUGCCCGCUGUGUCCCGAUCAUGUGAUCACUGAUUGGCCAAUCAGUGAUCACAUGAAUAGUAGUAAGCAAGAUGUCACUUCCUGACAUUAUUGCUUACUACUAGUGAAAUCUGUGAAUGAUCACAGAGGUCACAUGGUACAGGGCUAUUCACAACAGCCUUGUACCAUGUGACAAGCUGUGACCAAUCACAGCUCAC
Messenger RNA from Staurois parvus, 265 nucleotides. Lineage: Eukaryota; Metazoa; Chordata; Amphibia; Anura; Ranidae. The record is from the annotation of a GenBank genome assembly.